Macrobrachium nipponense is the source of this 3056-nucleotide messenger RNA. It is a transcript of the gene lsn, whose product is annotated as vacuolar-sorting protein SNF8-like. The transcript is spliced from 6 exons. Lineage: Eukaryota; Metazoa; Arthropoda; Malacostraca; Decapoda; Palaemonidae. Gene Ontology annotation, biological process: protein transport to vacuole involved in ubiquitin-dependent protein catabolic process via the multivesicular body sorting pathway. The record is from RefSeq and is a predicted model, not a curated record. Bases 177 to 911 code for a protein of 244 amino acids. Gene Ontology annotation, cellular component: ESCRT II complex.
AGAUUUAUGGUAUUACGGGGGAAAUAAAGUUAAGCAUGCAACGGCGCAAGAGAACGAACAAGGGAGUCAUUUCAAAGGCAAAUCUCGCUUACUACUACUAUUACUUUACUGAUUUCUGAGUAAUACUGAGUCUUCGGUCUUCGCGAAUCGCAGAUUUGUUCAUAGAUAUUGCUGAAAUGAGGCGACGAGCAGGAGUAGGUGCCAUACAAAGGCAAAAAAUCCAGCAAGACAAGUUUAAAGAGAAGGGGAGUGAAAUUCAAGAAAAUCAGAUAGAACAGAUGACUCUCCAAAUGGAAAAGUUCCGUGAAAAUUUGGAAGAAUUUGCUGCCAAGCACAAGAAUGAAAUAAGAAAAAAUCCACAAUUCCGCAAACAGUUUCAAGAAAUGUGUGCAUCUAUUGGUGUAGAUCCAUUAGCUUCUGGUAAAGGUUUUUGGUGUGAGAUGCUGGGUGUUGGUGACUUUUAUUAUGAGUUAGGAGUACAGAUUGUAGAGUUGUGUGUGGCAACUAGUCAUCGCAAUGGUGGAGUUCUCUCCCUUGAAGAGGUCAUGAGGAGACUCAAUCACAGACGACGUCAGGACAACCAAAUAUCAGGGGAUGACAUUGUACGUGCCGUGAAGAAGUUGCGAAUUUUAGGGUCAGGAAUGGAAGUGGUAGCCACUGGGUCAUCACAGUUUAUUUAUUCAAUUCCUGGUGAAUUGUCAAUGGACCACACAACAGUCCUUCAAUUGGCAGAGAAGAUUGGACACAUGACAGUAGCUUCUGCUGCAUCUGAUCUAGGGUGGACACAUGAGAGAGUUAGUCGAACUUUAGAUCAUUUGCUGCGCAUUGGUGUAGCUUGGCGUGAUGAUCAAGAUCGGCCCACAUCUUAUUGGUUUCCAGCAUUUUUUCAGCAAUGUACAUCUGCCGAGUAAUGUCAGGAAAGAUGGGUUUCAACAGAUGUAAAAAAAUAAAUUUAUAUGUUUUCCAUGCCCAUCCAUAAUACGUACAUUAAGGUGGAUUAGUACUUUGUUACAGUUUUUGUAUCGACUUGUAUACGUAACCAUGAUACUGUACUGGAUGGAAGAAUGCUGCUUCUUCAGAAUAUAUAUUUAUGAAAACUUAUUUUAGAAUCAGUGCCUUAUGAGAGCAUGUGCUUGAAAUGGUUUAUGUACUGGUACACGUAUAUGCAUUAUACUUGUAAUUCAAAAUUGAUAAAUGGCUAGAUUUAAGUUUUUGCCCAAGUUGUUUUUUCUCAUUUACAAUAUUUGUAUUUUCAAGUUCUCCAUGGCAAAUACAGCACUGUAUAAUUGUAUUUGCAGGAAUGGUCUUGUAGUUUUUAGCAAAUGUAGAUGUAUUCUUCAAGUCAUAAGUUAGUUGUGUGCUGUUUUUUAAAGUACAGUAUAUUCAUUCUUAGUGAACUUUUUCUGUGAAUUGAAUUGGGAAUUUAGAGGAAAUAUACAAUGGUGUUUUUCUUACUGACAUUACAGGUCUGACAGGUAUAUUAUCUUUUUGUGCUUUGGGAACUCACAUAAAUUUCCUUGUGUUGUACCUGUUGUGUAUAUAACUGUAUAUUCAUAAUUAUUGAUAACUUCUUUUGUUUGCCACAUUUUUAGAUUUCUGUUAAUCUUAUCUUCAAACAUAAGGCUGGGAAUUUUAUACGAGUUCCCUAAAGUAUAAAAAAAUGUUCUUGCCAGACCAGUAAUAGUCAGCAAGAAAAACACUGUUGUACAUUUUCUCUGAAUUCUCAUUUCAGUGAGAUGCACUGAGUCUUGAUUUCAUUGCAUAAAUCAAAUUCCUCUGCAUAUCUGCAGCAAGUGUCAAUUAAGUCACUGGAAACCUUGCACUGAUGGGGAAAUUAGAACCAUAUCAUCCACUCAACAGGUUGCUUAUUAUUUCGUCGAUAGUGCUUCUGAUUGGAGGCGAGUUAAGUUUGACAUUCAGGGCAUCUGUACAUAUUAAACAGGCAUGGAAAGAAAAAUCACCCUUGCUGGAGCCAAAGCUGUACAACAACACAUUACCCAAUUUGACACAGAACUGCUGUGUGGAGAACCAGCAACAAUAUAAAAUGCCAAUGAAAUAAAGAGAAGUGCCUAUUCUUUGCAGCUUAAAGGGAAGCUUCAGUUAGUUUAUUCUGUCAAAUGCUUUUCUCACAUCUACAAAACAAGAAAACAGGAGAGGCUGUAGAUAGGUAAUAGUUCAGCAAUUCUUUCAGAAUGCAGAUGCAGGCAUAGGUUGAGUGUUUUGCUUUAAAUGGUUGUCAGUAUUGUGUAGAAUGAGAACUCUCACUAGAAAAACCAACUCAAGUAUCCUCAACGCAAUUGUAGUAAUUGUAAUCAGGCAAUAAUUGCCAGGGUCAGCCAGUAUUUCACAAGACAUAAUGACCAAACAUAGAAUCUUUCCUUGCUGGAAAGCCAUUAGAUUUCAUGGUUUUUUAAUACGUGAAAGAUGGACUAAAACUUUAAUCAUUUUAAUGCAGUACAAAAGCAUUGCAAUGGGAACAGUUUGAAAGGAUAGAGUGCUACGUUUUCAUAAUUGUAGCUGGUUUGGAGGGGAAAUGAAAACAAUAUUUUCAACAGUUAUUUACUGGAGAAAUUAUAUCAAGAACUACCAUUAUCAGCUUUCUUAACUAGAGACCUUACUUUCACUGGGACAUUCUAUCUGAUAUUCCAUUGUUAUCUUUAUAGAAAUUAAAUACAAAUCUAUAAUGAAAUAUGGAAUGACAUUCUCUAGGCACUGAAAUUUGAUUUGGUCACUAGCAACAAAUAACAGUACAUCUCGGUUAUAUACUAGACCAUAAAAAUCCCCACACAAACACAAAAUUCAUGUAAACAAAAAUACCCUAUAUCUGGCUGCUAUGUUAUUCAUGAAAAAAUGAAGUAAUAUGACCUUAAAUCAUUCAAAUACAAUUUCUUUUUUCUCUGAUAAUCCACACCUUAAAUUUAAGGUUUUAACUAAAUUAUCUCUUAAGAGUGAACUUUAUCAUACCCAAGACUCUAGUUUAUAUUUUAUCUUAAUCUCUACACUGAAUCACUAUCAUUGUACUAUUCAUUUAUAAAAAUAAAGUUGCUGCUUGCAAA